Molecule: messenger RNA, 627 nt
Organism: Debaryomyces hansenii CBS767
Lineage: Eukaryota; Fungi; Ascomycota; Pichiomycetes; Serinales; Debaryomycetaceae
Gene: MRV2
Product: Mrv2p
Exons: 1
Coding region: 1-627 (208 amino acids)
Cellular component (GO): membrane
Source: RefSeq, a predicted model, not a curated record
AUGUUAUACCUUAUAAUCGGUGGAGCCAUUCGUGGACUCCAGUUCAUUUGGACAAUUAUUAAUUUAGGGCUCGCUGCUGGUCUUAUAGCAGAUUUGGACUAUGGUUACAGUCGGGUGGUGUACUCGCUAGUAAUCUCAGUCUUUACAAUUAUUUACUUAGUGGUAGUGAUGUUGCCAAUAUGCUUCCGGUUGGCGUCUCCUUUGGUGAUUUUGGUGUGUGAAUGCAUAUUCAUGAUUUUCUGGUUGGCGUCAUUUGCAGCAAUGGCCAAUGCGUUUGGUGAUGUGGAUUGUACGUACUUCAACCGGUAUUAUGACACCAAUCGGUGGUGCCUGUUGGGUAAGGCCAUGAUUGCGUUUGGUUUGUUCAAUUGGGUGUCGUUUUGCGUGUCGUUGAUCUUGCUUAUCAUUUUCACCGUUAUUCCGUUUGGAUAUCGUGAUAAUAACUUGAUGGCACGCAAUAGCUUUAAGAUGGGAGCCAUUUUCCCUGAGGUUGUUCCUUCUAAGGCCACGCAGGACGUGGAAAACCCCGUGGGUACCACUAGCAACGAGAUGGCUCCUGAGGCUUCGGGUGAGUCCAAAGAGGUUGAUAAGGUAGAAUCGCCCGCUACUCCAAUUGAUGCUACAUGA